AUGACAUCCACAGAGAGUCUGGAAAGAACUUGCCUCGUGAGUGACAGAGACCCAAAGAAGUACUCCUUAGCAAUGAGCAGCCAAGGAAAUGCUGCGAACAAAGAGAAUCACAAGAAGGAAUCGGUGGAUUUGGGGUCUAGUUCACUGCACCACUGCCAUGACCACGCAGCGACCUAUGAGAGCAAGAGGAGGGAGCGACAGCAGGCCAACCACAAGCUCUACAUGGCGUCUGCGAUGUGCCUCAUCUUCAUGAUUGCAGAAUUCAUAGGUGGCCGAAUUGCAGGAAGUCUUGCUGUGAUGAUGGACGCCGCCCACAUGUCGGUUGACUUCAUGAGUUUCCUGAUCAGCCUCUUCUCUCUUUGGCUGUCAUCAAAAUGUCCCAGCAAGAGAUUAACAUAUGGAUGGCUCAGAGCAGAAAUUCUUGGCGCUCUCCUGUCAGUGGUUACCAUUUGGGCAGUGACCGGCAUGUUGACAUAUUCAGCUGUCUUAAGGCUGCUGCAUCCACAGUAUGAAAUUCAAGUAACGGCAAUGCUCAUCACAUCUGGCUUUGCAGUAGUAGCCAAUAUGAUAUUAAGUCUGAUGUUGUACCAGACGGGACAUCGACACGCUCAUGAGGGCCAUCCUGCCACCUUUCAUUUAUCACAAUACACGUCGUGUUCAACGAAUGCCAGCGUCAGGGCAGCUUUUAUUCAUGCGAUCGGCGAUCUGAUCCAGAGCGUCAGUGUGCUAAUUAGCGCGCUCAUAAUAUUCAUUAAGCCAGAAUACAAAAUGGCUGACUCAAUCUGUACAUUUUUAUUCUCCUUCUUUGUUCUGGCAACCACCAUCACCAUUUCAUGGGACAUUUUGCUGGUGGUAAUGGAAGGAACACCAAAGGGUUUGAGCUAUGACGCAGUGAAAGAGAAAAUUCUAGCAGUGGACAAAGUAAAAUCUGUCCACAAUCUUCAUCUUUGGUCUCUAACAAUGAACCAGGCCGUUUUAACUGCGCACAUUGUCACAGUGGAUACCGCAGACAAGCAGCAGACUCUGAAAGAAACGACUGAAGUUCUGUUCGACGCUUACAACUUUCACACAGUCACUCUUCAAAUUGAACCUGAAGCAGCCCAAAAACCAGGAUGCGUUUUCUGCCAAGAUCCAAGAAACUAA
Molecule: messenger RNA, 1143 nt
Organism: Sphaerodactylus townsendi
Lineage: Eukaryota; Metazoa; Chordata; Lepidosauria; Squamata; Sphaerodactylidae
Gene: SLC30A8
Product: solute carrier family 30 member 8
Exons: 9
Coding region: 1-1143 (380 amino acids)
Biological process (GO): zinc ion transmembrane transport; response to zinc ion; insulin secretion
Cellular component (GO): plasma membrane
Molecular function (GO): zinc ion transmembrane transporter activity
Source: RefSeq, a predicted model, not a curated record